Molecule: messenger RNA, 1443 nt
Organism: Aspergillus puulaauensis
Lineage: Eukaryota; Fungi; Ascomycota; Eurotiomycetes; Eurotiales; Aspergillaceae
Exons: 7
Coding region: 1-1443 (480 amino acids)
Biological process (GO): transmembrane transport
Cellular component (GO): membrane
Molecular function (GO): transmembrane transporter activity
Source: RefSeq, a predicted model, not a curated record
AUGACAGGCUUUAUCGCGCGCCUUGAAGAGGCUACGCGAUGGUUCCCUGCUGGGAUGAGUCGCGAAGAGCGAAGCCUUGUCCGGAAGCUGGACCUGCUUGUCCUUCCUUAUGCCUGUCUAUCGUUUUUUGUUAAAUAUCUUGAUGUUUCCGCACUGACGAAUGCAUACGUGUCGGGCAUGAAGGAAGACCUCGAUCUGGGCGGAGACAGGCUGAAUUAUAUCAACGCUGCCUAUGAGGUCGGAUAUGUUGUAUUCCAAAUCCCCAGCAACCUGGUCCUUAUCAAAUAUCCUGCUCAAUACUAUCUUCCCUUUGCCGAGCUCUUCUGGGGCUUGUUUACCCUUGGAACAGCCUUUGUCAAAACAUACGAGCAACUCGUCGUGAUGCGGUUCUUCGUCGGAUUAAGCGCGACGUCCUGCUACGUUGGGCUCGUCCAUGUCGUAAACUCCUGGUAUAGAAAGAAAGAACUCGGCCGCCGCAAUGCUCUCUUCUGGAUUGCAAACCCCCUCGGCCAAAUGAUAGCCGGUGUCCUCCAAGCAGCCGCAUAUACAAAUCUCAACAACAACCACGGCCUGCAAGGCUGGCGCUGGCUGUUCAUUAUCUGCACCGUCAUCACACUCCCAGUUGCCUUCCUCGGCUUCUUCAUAUUCCCCGACAUGCCAGAUCGCACAAAAUCCCGCUUCCUCUCCGAGGAAGAGAAAGCACUGGCCAGAAAGCGCCUGGCAGAAGAAGGCUUCAAGCCAUCGACAGGACUAAGCAAGACCCUGUUCAAGCGCGUCCUCGGCUCCUGGCGCGCGUACGCCUUCGUCGCCCUCCUCGUCGUCUUCUGUCAACAGACAUACAGUGAAGGAACCCCAUUCAUCCUCUGGCUCAGUUCUCAGCCAGAGAAAUACUCCAUCUCACUCGUCAACAACAUGUCAACGAUAACCCACGGCACUGCAGCGGCCGGUGCGCUGAUCAUGAGUUUCUACUCUGAUAUCCGCGGAUCACGUAUUGAGCCGAUCCUUCUAUCAGGGGUGCUCUGCAUAUUCGCCAAUCUAGUCCUUGCAAUUUGGAACAUCCCAGAUGGACUGAAGUUCUUUGCAUAUAUCUCUGUUGGCUGGUCAUACGGGACGAUUCCUGUGCUGAUAUCGUGGACAGCGGAGGGCUUAGCGAAUGAUCUCGAGGUGAGGGCUAUUGCGCUGGCCAGCUAUAAUACCAUCUCCGAGAUUUGUGGGCUGGUUGUGCCGCUCGUUGCGUGGCCUGUUUCAAAGGGGCCUGGGUUUAGGGGUGGCUUUAUUUGGGCCACUGUGCUCAGUCUAAUCUAUCUACUCAAUGUCGCCUUCAUCCAGGUCAAGUUACGGAGGGACGAGAAGUCGGCUGCUGCAUUGGAGGAACAGGGGGAUGCAAGGGAAGAGUCGGAUUCAGAUGCUGUGGUUAUACAUCAAGAGCCUCCAAAGUUGUAA